GGGGAUGAUUCCGCCACCUAAUGCGCAGCAAAUGAUGUAUGGGCAACAAAUGGUUAUGAGACCGUAUGGUGUUCCUCACAUGCCUAAUGGUUAUCCUGCUAUGCCUCAACCUCCUCCUCAAGGCGCUAUGCUUCAUCCCGUUUCUUGAAUGGUUUCGGUGAGAAAGGUGGGAAGGCUUCAUAUUGCAGUUCAUUAGAGACUACUGCGUACUCCAACUGCUUUUUUGGUAUGAGUACGUCUGCUUGGUUUUGCUUUUAUUUUCAUUUAUCAUUGCAAGGCCAUUUGCUUUCGAACACAUCUAUUUCCUGUGAAGUACCAGAAGUGGAGCUUUCUCACCAUGGACAUAUAACUUUUCUAUGUUAUGUAAUGUCUGGAUAUGCAUGUCCUACAGUAGAUUUACUUUUAGUAAUAAGGGUACUACCCCUUUGUUGGGAUCUUGAUUCUUGAAAUGCUGGCAGCAGACUUUGUUAACAACUGAAAUGCAAGUUGCCUAUACUCCAAGGUAUCACAAUCUUUUCAUUUUACUUGCUUGUGUUGUCUUUCCGGCUAUUAUUUUGUUGUACAUGAUGACGUUAAUUUUUAACAUGUGGAAAGAUUGUCUUAAAAUAUGUUAUCAUGCUAUCAAUUGCAUUAAUGAUGAUGAGACGCUGGAAGUCUCAUCUUAAUGUAUUCAAACCUCGCAAAUCAUUCUUGGGAAUUUGGACCGUUUGAUCAGAUUUCUUUGCAAGUGGAUGCAUAAGGUAAGCCCUGUUCACAUGUUAGUGAUUUAUGAAUGGAUGUUAUUAUCUUUAUCCUUCAGGUUAUCUGUUCAGCUCGUGAGUGUUCUCAAUUCUCAUGCCUAUGGUGCCAUCUCAUAAUGCUUGUAAUGUUUGGUAAUAACAUUUGUUCAGCCUUACAGUUUUCUUUCGUGAAUGAGAUGUAGGCGUUGAGUGUUAGACUUGUCUCUGCUUUGUAAGCUUGGCCUAAUAAAUAUUCCUAGACGCCUUUGUCCAUUUAUGCAGGAAUUCCGCGUUAUGUAUCACCAUACACACCAAUGGCUCGACCAAUGUUUCCUCCACGCCCACCGGGUGCAGUUGGCAUUAUUCCUCCCGUGAUGCGCCCUCCAAUCCCCAUAGUACGUCCUCCAAUCAUUCCUCCUGCUGCUAGGCCAGCGGCCAUCCCAAACACUACUCAAACAGAGAAACCACAAACGACAGUUUAUGUUGGCAAGAUAUCGUCCACUGCGGAAAAUGAGUUUAUGCUUUCUCUUUUGGAGCUCUGCGGGCCUGUUAAGAGUUGGAAGCGUGCUCAAGAUCCGACAAAUGGAUCUCUGAAAGGUUUUGGGUUUUGUGAGUUUGAGUCUGCUGAAGGGGUUCUCCGUGCAUUAAGAUUGCUCAACAAAUUAAACAUUGACGGGCAGGAUCUAAUGUUAAAUGUCAAUCAAGCAACUCGUGAUUACCUUGAACGGUAUGUUGAAAAGAAAGCAGAAAGCUCAAAGAAGCCCAAAGAGUCUGAAACUGAAGGUGCUGAAAAAGAAGAAGAAAGUGCAUCAGGUGGGGAGAAGAAAGAAAAUGCAACGACUUCUAUAGAUCCUCCAGAAUCUACUACAGAAGAAUCAAAGAAAGAUAGUGGUAAUAAAGGGAACAAAGAAAAUCUCGAUGCUGCUAACUUUGGUCUGGUCACUGACGAAGAUAGGCAAUCUGACAAAGAGGCCUUGGAGAAGCUCAAGGAUAUGAUAGAGGAAAGGCUGAAGAAUAAACCAUUACCACCUCCACCUCCACCUCCACAAACAGCUAAAGAUGGUUCUGAUAACUCACAUACGGAAAACCUCAAAGAUGGGGAACUAGGUAGAGAUGCAGCAAAAAAUGAAGACAAAAAUGAUGAUGUCAGUGAAAAUAAAACAUCAACUGAGCAUGACAAGGCUGAGAUGAGCUCACCAGACCAUCGUAGGCAUGAUAGGAGAAGCAGGGACCGGGAGAGGGAUUUGAAGAGGGAAAAGGAAAGGGAACUCGAAAGGUAUGAGAGAGAACGUGAACAAGAACGAGCUAAGAGAGAGAAGGACAGAGAGUACAAGACCCGCGAAGAUGAGCGCCGGUACAAGGUCCGUGAAAAAGAGUGGGAAACUAGAGAAAGGGAGAGAGAACAUUGGCGGAAAAGAGAGAGAGAAAGGGAGAAAGAAAGGGCUCAGGAGCGCAAAUGGGAUAUAGUGGAGCAAGAACGUGAAUGUGAAGAUGGUUAUAGAAAAAGGAAACACAGGACUAGUGACGAGGAGAGGAAACGACGGCAGAGGGAGAAGGAAGAUGACUUGGCCGAUAGGUUUAAAGAAGAAGAAGAGAUUGCUGAGGCCAAGAGAAGAGCAGACGAGGAACAGCAGAAAAAAGAGCAGGAGGAGGCAUUGAAAAUCCUUUCUGGUCAUCUAACUAAUGGACGCGAAAAGGCUGUUCCAUAUGAGGAAAACAAUCUUGAUAGCCAAGAUAAGAAUAUCGAGACAGCUCACGAUAAUUUAAGUCCAGGCGAAGGAGUUGUGCAAAAUGGGACUGAUGAAGAAUCUGUGUUGGCAGCUACUGCUGCAUCAGAUAUGAGGCAUAAUAGCAAUGCCCCAGCGAAAAGGUUAGAAUUUGGCCUCCUAGGGUUAGGGAAAAGAGCUGCUGUCCCUUCUUUCUUCAAUGCAGACGAGGAUGAGGAUGCUCAAAAAGAAAAGAAAAUGAGGCCAUUGGUACCAAUUGACUACUCAGCUGACGAUCAACAUAUGGUUGAACCUUCCAUCUCUGAAGCAUCGCCGGCUGUGGCUGCAGAAUUUGCUAAACGUGUCAACUCUAAAGAAGAGAGGCCUGAUGGAGAGAAGGACAGACACAGAAGAACUCAUGACAGAUCCAGCCAGAGAGAUCGGGACAAGCAUGAUGAGGAGACUAACCGAACUAGGGAUGACAGCAGAAACCAUGAUCAUGACAGAGGCCGGGAACCCAGACCUGAUAAGGUUAAGACGCCUGAUAAUCAGAAGCUUUUAGAUGCAAAGCAAUUGAUCGACAUGAUUCCAAAGACCAAAGAUGAGUUGUUCUCUUAUGAGAUAAAUUGGGCGAUUUAUGACAAGAAUGCACUGCAUGAAAGGAUGAGACCGUGGAUCAGUAAGAAGAUAACCGAUUUUCUUGGUGAGGAGGAACCGACGCUGGUAGACUACAUCGUGUCCAGCACUCAAGAACAUGUCAAGGCAACUGAGAUGCUUGAAAGGCUCCAAAGUAUAUUAGAUGAAGAAGCAGAAAUGUUUGUUCUGAAGAUGUGGAGGAUGCUUAUAUUUGAAAUUAAGAAAGUUGAGACAGGUUUGGCUUUGAGGCCCAAAUCCUGAUUUCAGCUAUCUCCUCCCUGUAACUUAGUACCAUAUUCAUAAUGUUCUUGCUACUCUGUUACUGAUCAAAAUAGAAAAAUGUUCUUGCUACUCUGUCAAAUUAUUGGAGAGCUGUUUUCUUUCAAGCAUAAAUGAUAAGUAGUUUAGGUCAAAGUUGGUUAUUUUGUAAUUCUCUUAAUUCAUUCCAGCUUCAAGUUUA
This is a messenger RNA of Lycium barbarum (goji berry), 3521 nucleotides long. Its product is annotated as RNA-binding motif protein 25. Gene Ontology annotation, molecular function: RNA binding. Gene Ontology annotation, biological process: mRNA processing. The coding region runs from base 1034 to 3322 and encodes 762 amino acids. The transcript has 7 exons. NCBI's taxonomy places the organism in Eukaryota, Viridiplantae, Streptophyta, Magnoliopsida, Solanales, Solanaceae. The record is from RefSeq and is a predicted model, not a curated record.